Molecule: messenger RNA, 255 nt
Organism: Angiostrongylus costaricensis
Lineage: Eukaryota; Metazoa; Nematoda; Chromadorea; Rhabditida; Metastrongylidae
Source: the annotation of a GenBank genome assembly
AUGAGGAGCGGACGAGAAGGAGCUAAAGAGAGGGAGAAUGAGGAGAAGACGGAACGAAUUCGUGGAUGCCAGCCACUCGUUCCUUUUAUUCGAAGGCCGGCCGCAUUGGUUUUUGCCCUUUCUGUUAUUCCGCCCACGUUGGCGCUCUCCGUGUCGAUAACACUCUAUAACGAGCGUCAUCGAGGGAAGUUUUCCUCUCUCAGUAGUGACAGUGAGGGCGUAGAGAUUGCGGUCGCCUACCUAGUGCAGUCUUAG